CCUGGCGUCAUCUCCAAAUCUCGGCCAGUGCCGCAAUUUUGGCUAUAAAUACAAAUGUCGGCACGCAGCUUGGCUUAAACUUACAUUGUUAUCCUAGUUCACAACAUCGCUCGGGGUCUCCACAACUUCGCCGAACAAAACACAUUCGCUACGUGACGUUGUUAGAACCGAAUCCACAUCCUCCCACUCGCGCCAGGACAACUCAGAAACUCCGAAACUUGAAACUCCAUCGAAAAACGCAAACCCCCGGUGCCACGCCCCUUGAAUCGACUGCAGGCACCAGAACGCCCCCCACCAGGACAACAAUGGGAGUGCCACGGAGGCAGGGAACUGGAAUUGGAGUUGGCAGUGGAAGUGGACACAGGUGGCUCUUGGUUUGGAUGACGGUGCUGCUCCUGGUCGUCCCACCGCAUCUGGUCGAUGGACGUUACCUGCCGACAAGGUCGCAUGGCGACGAUUUGGACAAGUUGCGUGAACUGAUGCUGCAGAUUUUGGAGUUGAGCAAUGAGGACCCACAGCAGCAGCAGCAACAACAGCAGCAGCAACACCCACAGCUGCGUCUUCGCAAUGAGGCCACCGGUGGCAGCAGCAGCAGCAACGGCAACAGCAACAGCAACAUCAACAAUCCACGCGUGUCCAACGGCAACUCCAAUGCCGCCUGGCUGCAGAAACUGAGUGCCAUGGGUGCCCUGGACGAGUUGGGCGGAGAUGGAAGCCGAUUCGGGCCCAACUAUGGGCGUUAUUAAGCCAUCUGGGCCGGGAACACCUGACGACAACAGCCACCAACAGACUAUGGACACGGAAACUAGGGGCCGGGGGAAGCCAUGUUGCGAACGGAAAUGUUCCGAGUCCGAAAAAGGGAAAAAUCAUAGUAGAAAUGGUAGUCGGAAAUGUGCACAGGAUUAAAAUCCAAUUGAAACGAGAGCAAAGUGCGUGAAAAGGGACAAAUAAAUGGUGCAAAGGAUUGUCCUGGAAAUCGCUUUGAAGUACUUUGAAUGAGCUGUGCCAUUUUGGAAUGUUGUGAAGGACACUUUGCAAAAUCACUUUCAUGCUUUCCAUGCUUGAGACCUUUUAGGAAAUUAUAUUAGAGCACCUUUUUGAUUCUCGCAUAUGCAAAAACUACUCAAAGGGUUAAUUUGAUUACACUCUUUUUUAGUUCAUUGUAUUAUGUUUUAUAACCUAAAGACUCUGAGUACGCAUUCUUACAUUGUAAUAUGUUUUAAAAUGGAUUUUUUAAAAAUGGAUUUUUACAUCUCCAGCAGGGAAGUGCGUCUCAAGUACGCACUUUUGAAAUGUUUUCAUUCAAUUCAAAAAGUUUGAACAUGGUUUUCCCUCUACCCCGAACUGAAUUACACUUACUGGUUUAGAAUGCAUAACGAUGAACAGAAGACAAAUUCAGAAAUGAAAUGAAACUGGAAAACUUAAAAGGACAACGACAGUUCCUAUGCUAGAACAAUAAUUUUUAAAAUCCUUUGGGUAAGCCCGAAGUGUAAAAUGUACCUAUAUGUAUGUACCUAUGUGUUGUAGAGCAACCCCGUCCCUCUGAAAAUGAAACAACUCUGAAAACAGAACCCUUAAUGGUGUAGACUAAGUGCGGAUUUUCAACUUCUUUUUGCGCGGUCAAACAAGAGAUAAAAAAAAUGUUAAAAGUGCGAUAAAAUUGUAAAUAUUUUACCCCGAAACUUCCACGACCGCCCCACGAACAAUAAUAACUGGAGUUUUAAUGGGCCCCAAGGCUGGCCGGGCAUAUGAAGAUAUAUAGUAAAUGUAUUGUGUACUUAUAAAUUAUACUACUCCCAACUAACCUCCACUAGAUGGCCUCCGCUGGAAGAUGGGCCCAAGUUUAAUGCGAUUUCGGUAGAGACUUAAUGGCCAGCAACGCGUCGAGGGAGAUACAUACGAGUAUAUAUGUACUUACUUGUAUACACACUACUUAAUUCGUACCCAUAUAUAAAUGUACAUUUAAUUGUUGUUAACUUACGUUAUCUUGAUUACUUAUGACUCGCCGCAGAAGCAACAAUAAACGAAAUCAUUUUCAA
Drosophila teissieri is the source of this 2039-nucleotide messenger RNA. Its product is annotated as ras guanine nucleotide exchange factor G. The transcript has 3 exons. NCBI's taxonomy places the organism in Eukaryota, Metazoa, Arthropoda, Insecta, Diptera, Drosophilidae. The record is from RefSeq and is a predicted model, not a curated record. Bases 306 to 746 code for a protein of 146 amino acids.